This is a messenger RNA of Amphibalanus amphitrite, 760 nucleotides long. RefSeq lists its product as uncharacterized. The transcript is spliced from 5 exons. The record is from RefSeq and is a predicted model, not a curated record. The coding region runs from base 35 to 760 and encodes 241 amino acids. Lineage: Eukaryota; Metazoa; Arthropoda; Thecostraca; Balanomorpha; Balanidae.
AUUGACUUUUAACUUCAAUUGUUUGACAAUCCCAAUGGACGAUUCUGAUUCUGGGCUCAGUCAUGCACAUUUAGGAGAAUUUCAGAAACAGCUUUCAGAUGUGAUGGUCACAUAUCAGCACCUGCCUGAGGGUGAGCAGCCAGCUGCCUUUCACCUGCUGCAGGCCUCUCUGGGGCCUCUGCUGGCCGUACCUGCCGACUACUGCCUGUCAGGACAGCAGUCUGACCAGCAGCUGAUCAUCACAGACCAACCUGCUGCUGAAGCUCAGAAUGCACCUGUGCAGCAGGUGGCACUGCAGGCAGCAGAGGACCACCAGUGUACUACAGAGGGCCAGGAGCAGCAAACUGGGGCCAACCAAAGUCAGAAGGCCACCAGAGAUCAUGAUUUUGAGGAUGAGUCAGAUGACAUGAAUGUUGAGGCUGAACCUCUGACCUCAGAGCAUAAUGAAAUAGCAGAGGAAGAGGAUGACUCACUUGGGGAAACAGGCAAGAGACUGGUGGUCUGCAGCCUGCCUCUAAAAGUCCACAAACCGAUAAAGAUGUACCCAUGGCGCCCUGCGAGACAUACCCAGCUGGCUCUGAAGGGCAGCCUGCAGGGGAAGCUGCUGAGACUGGUCCCCAGCAGGCCUCUGAUGGAGCUGCCAAGCAGGAGUGGGACCAGUCCACCAAGAAUGCAGCAGCUGCCAACCAGCAGCGAGCUCAACACGUACGCCCACUUCCUCUACCACAACCGCACCUGCUUCAGGGCGUCAGCGCGCUAG